Messenger RNA from Nicotiana tabacum (common tobacco), 1266 nucleotides. The record is from RefSeq and is a predicted model, not a curated record. NCBI's taxonomy places the organism in Eukaryota, Viridiplantae, Streptophyta, Magnoliopsida, Solanales, Solanaceae.
GCCAUUAUUCAACCUAAUCUCAUUCAAGAUUAUAUACUAUUUAUUUCUUGGUACAAGAUUAUAUAAAUAUUUCUGCUUUGCUCGUAAUCACAUCAUAUAGAGAGGGGGACAGAGAGUGGUAACCUUCAAUCAUUCUUUUUUCCUUUGGAAGAUAUUUGAACUUCAUGAAAAUAUGGCCAAAUUGGUUAAAAUCUUGGCUGGUUUGGUAAUAGUGGCAUUCGAUGUCGUUGCUGGGAUUCUUGGAUAUAAAGCAGAAGCAUCUGAAAACCAGGAAAAGCAGCAGACGCAGUGGUUGUUCGAGUCAUGUAACAAGCCAAGCCAUGAGGCAUUUGUUUUUGGGUUAGCUGCAGCAACUCUGCUUGGAAUAGCUCAUGUUCUUGCCAACCUUCUCGGAGGCUGCAGUGUUUGUACUACUGACGAUAUUAGGAAAGCCACCCCUAUCAAGCAAUUAUCAAUUGCUUGUCUCGUUUUUACAUGGUAUGGUAUCAAAAGAAAUAGUUGGAGACCCGUUGGGCAAGUCUAUAAAUUUUGUCUUUUGAUUUUCAGGAUCAUAUUUGCAGUAGGAUUGGGAAUGCUGGUGAUAGGGACAAAAGCAAACCACAAGUCAAGAACUUCGUGUGGUUUUAUACAUCAUAAUUACCUAUCCAUUGGUGGAAUUCUGUGUUUUGUUCAUGCCCUCUUUUCUGUUGCAUAUUAUGUCGCAGCUAGUCAAAAUCUGGCCUAACUUAUGAAGAUAAGAGAUUUUGAGCAGAUGAAAGUUUUUGAGAUGUUCUAGACCAAUGGCAUUUGCAUAUUAUGUUGAACACCUAAUUGUAACUGUGUUUUGCAUCACACAAGGUUGACUAGUUUUGACUAAAAUAAAUUUAGGAUAAAGGGUUAGUGUGGAACAGACAAGACAAGGAAGAGGCAGCACUGAGAUCACAGAGCAAAGAGGAAGAGAAGUCUAUAGAGCAUAACUCCAAAUGGAAGCAACAUGUGUAAGAGCUCAUUUCACAUGAGAUAAUUUACCUAUAAACCAGAACAACUGAAGAACGCUAAUGUCUGAAAUUUCGCCCCCCAUUCCUGUUCCCACUUGUUGUGAAUCACACUGGACAAUAUAGGUUCUAGAAAUUAUGAUUUUGGCUCUAAUUGCACAUGUUUUUUUUAGAAUGGUGUUACAAAUUUCAUUGCACACCCAACUCUUGACCUUGUUGUACAGUUUGUAUCAUGGAAUUGGCAAUAGUAAGGUGUUUUAUUCUCAAAAUAAUGCGAGAAUUUGCAUUAAAA